Messenger RNA from Artibeus jamaicensis (Jamaican fruit-eating bat), 399 nucleotides. Its product is annotated as protein mago nashi homolog 2-like. The record is from RefSeq and is a predicted model, not a curated record. NCBI's taxonomy places the organism in Eukaryota, Metazoa, Chordata, Mammalia, Chiroptera, Phyllostomidae. The coding region runs from base 1 to 399 and encodes 132 amino acids. The transcript has a single exon. Gene Ontology annotation, cellular component: exon-exon junction complex; catalytic step 2 spliceosome; nucleus. Gene Ontology annotation, biological process: RNA splicing.
AUGUCUUUGGCCAGCGAUUUCUAUUUGUGCUCCUAUGUGGGGCACAAGGGCAAGUUUGGACACGGGUUUCUGGAGUUCAAGUUCCAACCGAACGGGAAGCUUAGAUAUGCCAACAACAGCAACUGUAAAAAUGAUGUCAUGAUCAGAAAAGAGGCGCACGUACACAAGAGUGUGAUGGGAGGACCGAAGAAGAUCACUGAUGACAGAGAAAUUACAAAAGAUGAUGCUCUGUGGCCUCCUCCUGACAGGGGUGGCCAGCGGGAGCUUGAAAUUGUAACUGGAGAUGAACACAUUUCUUUUACUACAUCAAAAACAGGUUCUCUCAUUGAUGUAAAUCAGCCAAAGGAUCCCGAAGGCCUUCGAGUGUUUUACUACUUGGUACGGGACCUGAAAUGUUGA